This is a messenger RNA of Penaeus chinensis, 1932 nucleotides long. Its product is annotated as ethanolamine-phosphate phospho-lyase-like. The transcript is spliced from 9 exons. Gene Ontology annotation, molecular function: transaminase activity; pyridoxal phosphate binding. The record is from RefSeq and is a predicted model, not a curated record. The coding region runs from base 161 to 1399 and encodes 412 amino acids. Gene Ontology annotation, cellular component: mitochondrion. Lineage: Eukaryota; Metazoa; Arthropoda; Malacostraca; Decapoda; Penaeidae.
GGAUUCAACCCCUGCUACGCGAACGCAAUGUUGUUCUCGCCAGUCUCUCCGCCGUGACGAAGUUGAAAGUGAAAGUGUUUGAGGCGUUGUAUAGCACUUUCCUAGCAUGAGCAGGUUUAUGAUUUGGGGCAGACAAGCAAGAUAGUUGAAGGCAUCUAAGAUGGAUGGAAGAAAUCCUUGUGGAAGUGGAGGGACACUUCACUUCGAGACAGCACCCCUGAAGAUUGUUCGUGCUGAAAAGCAGUUUAUGACAGAUAACUUUGGUAUUCAGUACCUUGAUUGUGUUUCCAAUGUUGCACAUGUUGGACACUGUCAUCCUCAUGUUGUGGCAGCUGGCAAAAAUCAGAUGGCAACAUUGGUAUCAGCCCAAGGUUUUAUGAAUGAUGCCCUUACCAAAUAUGUGAAACAAUUGGUGAACAAACUACCAGAUAUUCUUAGCAUCUGCUACCUUGUUAAUUCUGGAUCUGAAGCUAAUGAUCUAGCAUUGAGAUUAGCACGUGCUUAUACCAAUAGGAAAGAUGUUGUUGUUUUUGAUGAUGCCUACCACGGGAACCUAGGAAACUUGAUUGAUAUUAGUCCGAAGAUGUUCAAACAAAUGCCACUGGGGAAGAAAGAAUUUGUUCAUGUCAUUCCAUGUCCAGACACAUAUCGUGGCCUUUACCGAGAGGAUGAUCUAAGAGCAGCUGAGAAGUAUGUGAAGGAAGCAGAACAUAUCAUUCACCAAGCCAUUAGAAGUAACAGAAAAAUAGCAUGUUUUGUCUCAGAAUCGAUAGUGGUCAAUUGUGGCGUCAUUGUUCCUCCAAGAAAUUACUUCAGACUCUUGUAUAACUUGAUCCAUGAAAUUGGAGGUGUUUGCAUUGCAGAUGAGGUACAGACAGGGCUAGGAAGAACAGGAGAAUACUUCUGGGCAUUUGAGUCUAUUACUAACUGGUGGCAGGGUGGUCUUUGUGUCCUUUUGGCUUGCAACAAGGACAUACAGUCUCCAAAAUCCACUCGACCAUUGCUCCACAAUCGACCAUGUCUUCAAAACCAUAUUGCCAGAAGUCUGCUGACCAGGAUGUUCGUUAGAGCAGGUAUUAAGCUGCCCCAGGAUAUAGUGGAAGGGCGCCGCCUGCCAGGCACCCGUAGAUCCAACGAAGGACCAGGAACUCGCCAGUGCAGGUACCGGUUGCCCUGGGAUGCUGUGGAAGGGCACUGCCUGCCUGGACAAUUGCAAAGCUACUCAAACUUCAGGAGCUCAUCAGCGCAGGUAUCAGCCACCCUGAGAUUCCAAAGAGGAAAGGUUAUGAGGACGAGUGGACGAGCCUGCAGCCGAGAUAGACCUAGACGAGAUCUACGAGGACAUGUGCACAAGAACGUUACCGAGUUAGCCCUGGACCAGGACUAUGAGGAAGUCUAGAUGAAUCUGAAGUCAAGGAGGACAUGUACGAAACUUUCGAGGACGUGUGGAUGUCAAGGACGGAUGGAUUACACCAGGGGCCAGGAAGAAGAGGACAACAAGGACGAGCAGCAUUGAAGAUGCACCAAGGACGACGCACACAAGAGAUGACCAGCAGAUCAGGACCAGCCAAAGUUGGGUCACCCUUGAGGCCAAUCUAAGGCGCCUCGAGAGCAAGGCGAGGGUAGGUGACAGAGCAGUGUGAAAUCCAUUAAUCAGUGGAAUCCAUUUGGGACCUGACUUCGCCUCGGCGACAACAGGAAACGUUCCGGAGCGGGUACCCAAUGGAAAACAGCUGUACCCCCACGCCCUAAGCUAGCUAGAAGAGAAGCAACCUAGCAUGACCCAAUCUUAGUUCAGUCUCAGCAAUCAUCGUGUCAAGGUUACCACCAACCUCCGGCUGUCCGGGUAGCUGGCCACAUACUGACACCGCACUCAGCGUCUCGUGUUCCCAUCACUGUAUAGUACUCUUCUUUAAUAAAGAGUCAAGCCGU